UUCUGCUCGGUGCACUCGAAGCUGUUGCUGUCGCCAUUUCCCUCUCUUAUCUCCGGGGGGGAAGAGGAGGUGAGCUGGGGGAUUUUGUUGGUUAGCUAGCGGCCGCUCCGAACCCUAGCUCGCUCCGGCCGCCGGCGGGGCGAUGGCGGCGGCGUUCCGGUCGGGGACGAGGCGGGGGGACGCCUUCGCGGCCCUGGAGGACGCCGGCUCCGCCACGCGCGGGCGGCCAGCUGCGGGCGGCGGCGGCGGGGGGAACAGAAUCCGGCGGUCGAGGAGCCUGAGCCGGUUCCCGCCGCCGCCGUCGCCGACGCCCGAGGACGCCGCGACGCCGUCCUCGCGGUUCGUCAACAAGGUCAGGGGCGGGCUGCCCCCGGAGAUCAGCCUCGACGACCUCGCCGACGAGUUCUUCCGGGCCAGGGCGGAGUCCGAGGACGACGACGAGGAGGAGGACGCGGCGGUCGCGCGCGGCCGGCCGAGGUACCCGGCGCCCGCCGAGAAGGGCGGCGGCAUCGGCGGCGGCAGGCGGAGCUCCACCGCGCGGUACGCCAGGGACACGGAGUCGUCGCGGCAGCGCGAGCGCUCCGUGUCGCGGCCGCCGGCCGAGCGGCGAGGCGUAGCGGCCAAUGGGGUGCGUGUCGGCACCGCAGCGAGGCAGCGCUAUGCGUCGGUGGACCGGCGGGCUUCGAUGGAUCGGCAUCGGUGGUGCGAUUCGGAUAAUGAUAUGGAAGUUUCUCACCGGUAUGUUUCUAGGGGGAUACAUACCAAAAGUAGUAGCGGCAAUAGCCUGCAGAAUUCAUUCAAUAAACCAUCUAAAGCAAAUCAUGCUUUGAAGAGGUCUACAAGUCAAAAGGAUUUCUUUCAUUCACGAGAUAGCAGCUCAAGCCAUUCUUCACUUACUGAUGAUGAGUCUAGGAACUCUCAUUCUUUCUAUAUCAGGAAUCAGAAGGCAGCCUGUGCAGUUUAUGGUCUUGACAAGGAGCACCAAAUUGGUGAUGAGGCUGGAAAUGUAUUGUAUGAUGUUAUGCGGAAAGAACUUAGGCAAGCUGUUGAAGAAAUCAGGACUCAGCUUGAAAAGACUGUGACAAAAUCUGAACCUUCAGAAAAGGUUUUAAGCAGUGAUGGACAACCAACACAAGUUAUUACUGAGCUCCGAAGGAGCUAUACUAAUAAAUUGGAAGAGUCAGAAAAGCGGAAGCAGGAAUUGUUAGCUCAAUUGGCUGCAGAAGAACAACAUGGUCAUGAGCUCACAAAAAUAGUUAGAGAACUGCUACCUACUCCUAAGAAGACUGCAAAUCUACAAAGGCAGCCGCGGCACAGAAGAAGGAGCAAUGAUAGAUCAAAGAUGUCAAAACGACUUACUGAAGAGGCUGAGCAAUACUUUGAAGAUUUCCUGUCAAACGUUGAAGACACUGACUUUUCAUCUUUUGAUGGAGAAAGAAGUGACACAAGUUCAACCAAGAAGGAUGUGUUACAUCAUGCUAUGAUAGAAACUCCAGUGGCUCUCCCAAAAGUAGGUUCACCUGCUGAGGCAGAUGGCGUUGCCCUUCCCUGGCUGCAAUGGGAAACUACCAACGAUCUUCAAACCUCUCCAUACAAAACCAAGGCUCAGGGAGAAAGUACAGCGUGCAGCACCAGCAGCCAGACUGUGAGCAGCCGUGGGAGCUGGAGCCCUGGAGACUACGCCACCUCAACUACCUCCAAAGACAAAGUAAUGGCCGGGUUUGAGGGGGUUGGGGUUCGUCAAAGCAGCUGCCCUCAUCUCGCUGGAACCUCGUCAUUUCACAUCGACGACUAUCUUCACCUGCGGCAGAGCGAGGACCUCCUCUUCGAGAAGUGGAGGCAGAAGCAAAGAAUCGAGUCUGGCGGCCUGUUCCUGUGCAGUAGACCGACGAUACUGUAGACUAUGGCCAAUUAUUUCUCGGCCUGGUCCCCUGGCAGGAUGAGCGCAGUGUGUCGAAUUAGGUAGCUGGUGAGGGGGUAGAGUUAGGUCAAUAAAUGUGUAGAUUUACAUUUGGUUACUAUUUUAGUUCAUACUCUCUCAGUUUUGUGAAUCAGCAGUGGUUUAACCAGGACUGGAUAGUGUUACCUCUGGACUCUGUAAAUUUUUCCGUUGCUCCAUCGCUAUAAAAGUGAAAGUUUUUUUUA
Molecule: messenger RNA, 2145 nt
Organism: Panicum virgatum (switchgrass)
Lineage: Eukaryota; Viridiplantae; Streptophyta; Magnoliopsida; Poales; Poaceae
Exons: 8
Coding region: 143-1900 (585 amino acids)
Source: RefSeq, a predicted model, not a curated record